This is a messenger RNA of Impatiens glandulifera, 717 nucleotides long. Its product is annotated as trafficking protein particle complex subunit 4-like. The transcript has 3 exons. NCBI's taxonomy places the organism in Eukaryota, Viridiplantae, Streptophyta, Magnoliopsida, Ericales, Balsaminaceae. Gene Ontology annotation, cellular component: TRAPP complex. Gene Ontology annotation, biological process: endoplasmic reticulum to Golgi vesicle-mediated transport. The coding region runs from base 126 to 554 and encodes 142 amino acids. The record is from RefSeq and is a predicted model, not a curated record.
UAAUCGGCAAUCUGAGGGAAUCGGCGGAAGACUUGUCCAGCCAAGAUCUAAUUAGAUUGUUUCGGUGGUUUUAGGUUUUGGAGUGGGAUAACCUAGAAUUCGAAGAAGAAGAAGAUCCAGUGAAAAUGGCUGCUGCAAUUUACAGCCUAUACAUCAUCAACAAGUCUGGCGGUCUUAUCUUCUACAAGGACUACGGUUCGGCUGGGAGAAUGGAUACGAACGACAGCUUGCGAUUAGCCAGUUUAUGGCAUUCGAUGCACGCUAUUUCUCAACAGUUAUCUCCCGUACCUGGAUGUUCCGGAAUCGAACUUCUCGAGGCUGAUACCUUUGAUCUCCAUUGCUUCCAGUCACUUACUGGGACAAAAUUCUUUGUGGUUUCUGAGCCUAGAACACAGCAGAUGGAGGCUCUUCUGAAACACAUAUAUGAACUGUACACAGACUAUGUAUUGAAGAAUCCCUUCUAUGAAAUGGAAAUGCCAAUUCGAUGCGAGCUCUUUGACAUCAACCUAGCUCAAGCUGUUCAGAAAGACCGCGUUGUUUUGCUCGGAAGAUGAUUGAAUGUUUAACAACAUUGGAUUCUCAUUCAGUAGUUAACUUUAUUUAUAAUAAUAAUUAUAAGGUUGAUUUUGUUGUUGUUGAUUAAAUUGUGUGCUUUUGCUUGUCAUGUAUCUGGAUCUUCAUUGCUUCAACUCAUUAAACAAGUGUGUUUUAUUAUUA